GUCACAUAUAUAAACCCGUGAAACAGCUCCAAUAUAUCAGGGUCUCUUAUCCUGCAACUUGCAUCUAAUCAUCCCACAUCUACCUCAACCCAUUCACCAUGACCGUCUGCCAGGCCUUCUCCAGCGCCCUCGCCAACAAGGGUAUGAACGCACAGCAGCUCGCUAUCGCCACUCAGAGUGAUCAAGGGCGCAUAUCCCAAAUUUGCGCGGGCACUGUAACCCCCACGAGCGCGGAAUACAGCAAGAUUGCAUCUGCGUUGGGCCUGAGCAGCGUCCCUGCUAGUCACCCUUAGGGUUGAACCUUUUUGUUGUAUAGUAUUCGAUUACCUUUGUAGUCUCUGUAUCAGUAAACUAUGAUAUGAUAUGCUGGAUGAUUCGGCCCUGA
Messenger RNA from Suillus subalutaceus, 385 nucleotides. RefSeq lists its product as uncharacterized. The record is from RefSeq and is a predicted model, not a curated record. Bases 99 to 293 code for a protein of 64 amino acids. Gene Ontology annotation, molecular function: DNA binding. Lineage: Eukaryota; Fungi; Basidiomycota; Agaricomycetes; Boletales; Suillaceae. The transcript has 4 exons.